Messenger RNA from Spinacia oleracea (spinach), 2652 nucleotides. RefSeq lists its product as uncharacterized. The record is from RefSeq and is a predicted model, not a curated record. The coding region runs from base 354 to 1502 and encodes 382 amino acids. The transcript is spliced from 4 exons. NCBI's taxonomy places the organism in Eukaryota, Viridiplantae, Streptophyta, Magnoliopsida, Caryophyllales, Amaranthaceae.
CUUGAUAGCCCCAUAAUUCUACUCUGUUCAGGACUUUCAAUUGCGUGUUCAGUUGAAGACCAACCUCUUGCUAAAGAUUUAGCCUCAAGCAAACCUAAAAACUGACUUGCACAAAUUAAUUACGUUUUGGUCAAGUAAUUUCAGCUUUAAAUCCAAAAAACCCUGGCUUUUGUGCUACAAAUCAAUCAAUAAUCGAAGAUUAUCGCAAUCAAUCAGUUCGUAGCGCAGAAAUUCGACGUUGUUCCGAUUCACGAAGAAAGAUAAAUCGCUACUUGAGCAGUAACCCUAAGUUGAAAUUGUAAAAAGAAACCUUAAAGUUAUUAAAAAAGGUGUUGAUUUACAAUAAGUUGAAUAUGAGGUUUGAUAAAGGGAGUAUGGUGGAGGUCUUUUCUAAGAAGAAGGAUCCUUCAGGUGUUUGGCGGUGUGCACAGAUUGUGGAGGAUAACGGAGAUGGUUAUACAGUGAGAUAUUAUCGCAGUCCUCACGUAGCUAAAGAGGGUGUUGACAAAGUUCCCUCCGGGAUAGUCCGACCUCGUCCUCCAUCAUUGACGGGGUCUACAGUUUGGGCUGUUGGUGAUGUUUUAGAGGUGUUGGAUGAUGGUUACUGGAGAGUUAGUAUGAUUGAAGAGGUUAUUGAAGAUGAUGAGUAUUAUGGUAUCCAGGUGAUUGGAUCUGUUGAUCAGUUUAGAGUAAGGAAAUCUGGUGUCAGAGCACGGCAAGAAUGGAAAGAUAACCAGUGGGUUCCUAUGGAGAAGGAUUCAGGAAUUGAUAAGAAACUGAUAUCUAGGAUGCAGAAAAUGGCUCAUAUGCAAACACAAGGUGACUUGAACAUUUUGAAGGAUCAGAAAUUUGUCUUACUGUCCAAGACACGGAAAAGGUCAUUGGAGGACUACCUAUCAAAUGAUGAAGCUUAUCUGGAGUGUGGUCAGCAACAAAACGCAGUGAACAAGGAGGUUGAGCAUCACGUUGAGGACUCGUAUUCUUUCACUGGGAAGGUACAGACACCUGGUAAACUAAGGAAAAUUCUGGGUAAGGAGAAGGUGCAAAUUUCUAAGGAAACAACCAAAUUUAACAACACUAGCUAUAAAAAAUAUGAUAAUCCCCAGCCUCUUGGUAGAACCUUUGAACAUGAUUGUGUUGAUGAUAAAUCAUCUGUUGGUAGCAAUAGCAAUUGUGAUGCCCAUUUUGAUAGGUUGGUCAGCCAUUUGUCAUCCAGCUGUAGUCAGGAUUCCGAUUCCGCUGAAUCAGUUAAUCAUAAGGGAGAUGAUGAAGGAAUGUCUCCCGGUCACUCAAAACGGGUAGAUACUUUAAGAUCGCAUGAGCUAGAGUUAAGUAGUUAUCGUAGCACUCUAGAAGCAUUGUAUGCUUGUGGUCCCUUGAGUUGGGAAUUGGAAACCUACCUAACAAACCUUCGCCAGAAGUAUUCUGUUUCAACUGAUGAACAUUUGGUGGAACUAAGGAGGUUAAAGUCUAGUAGAGGUAUUGGGUUGAGUUGUUACUAGCUAAGGAGGUUAAUUUCAAUUGGAGGGCCUUGUGUUGAGCUUAUUACUAGCCAAGUGCUUGUUUAAGCAUACCUCUGAGUUCUGUUUAACUAGUACCCUGUGUAAGAAGGUCGCGAGAAUGUUCAAAUUGUACAUUCUGAGAAUUGUUAAUGCAGUUUAAGGUUGAUAGAAAAUUGGGUAAGUUUUUACGAAAACGUGUACAAAUCUGUUUAGCAUGUAUGAGAUGGUUUAAUUGUUCUUCGUAGAAGGGAUGUUAAACUUCAUUACUGAUACUUUAGGACUUCUUUGUUCUUUGAGGGGACAUUGCGCUAGCUCUUGUAUGCAUGCUUUAUAUAUCUUUUAAAGCAGGCAAGAGUUUUCUAAUUGUAUAUUGCAACAGUUUUUACUUUUCAAAGCAGUGAAUGUUUUACCUGGAAAUUUCUUGCGGAAGUUACAAAUGCAGUAUUUCUUUUGUCCCUGCUUCUUUGUUCCAUCCUUUUAUCUUGUUCUGCAAUUUUAUUCAGACAUCUAUUAAAUAAAUACCGUGCCUACCCGUGUUCUAUUCCUUUUAGAUUCGGAACAUUGAUCAUAGUUGUGAACAGUUACGUACAGAGUUGUUGCUAAUUGUGUUGUUUCAAUAUUUAAGUGUUUUCGAGGUUGCAGUAUAGGUCAUGCAUUUGGUACAGACAGUUGGAUGCAGCAAACUGCAGUCUAUAGACAGAGCCAAGCUCUAAACAGUCUGUGGCCACAGAAAUUUUGUUGUGGUUUCUGAUGCAAUGUGCUUCAAGAAUGUGCUGAUGUUUGUGGGUGAGAAUGUCAAACAUCUGAAAAUUAUGAGGACUAUGCAAAUUGAAGCUCUUAUAAUGUACUCCAAUGUUGUAACUUGCAAGUGUUCCAACAAUUGGAUCAGUUGCUUGAGCUGCACGAUAUCUUUGAUCGACCUGUUUUUGGAAGGAGGUGAAGCAUGAAAGCGAAGCGGAGCUCUGAACAUGCCUUCAAGUCUCUCCCUCUUUAGAGUUUCAGUUGAGUUGUUGCUUAAAUGUGGAACUGUAGUAGUAGUGUUUGCAUACGUUGUAAAACUAAUCAUACGGAAAUGUCCCUGUUUUGCCUUGUUUUACCAUAAUAAGUUACACCGUACACUUAAAAUAAUAAUGAAAAUUUAACCACAACA